AUGGCUCCUCUUCCGCCGCCGCCCAAGGUCGUCGUCUACCACCAGACACACCAUACCCGCGACGGGCAGCGGCCCAUUUCCAUUUUGCCACUGCUCGGCCGCGACGAUGGCGCCGGCUCUGGCCGACCCUCGGCUACGCACAUUGUCGUCGCCGCCGUGCACAUCAAUGGUGCCGACGGCAACAAGCCGAUUACGCUCAACGACCACGCGCCGGACCACGCGCGGUUUGACGUGCUGUGGAGCGAGGUGGCGGCGGCGCAGGCGCGCGGGGUGCGGGUGCUGGCGCUGCUGGGGGGCGCGGCCAAGGGGUCGUACGAGCGGCUGGACGUGGGGCGGGAGGGGGUGUCCCGGCAGUCGUUUGAGACACACUACGCCCUGCUGCAUGGCCUCCUUCGGCGGCGCCGGCUUGACGGCGUGGACCUGGACGUCGAAGAGCCCAUGUCGCUGCCGGGCAUUGUUCAUCUGAUUGACCGGCUGCGCGCCGACUUUGGCCCGGCUUUCCUGUUGACGAUGGCGCCCGUUGCGGCGGCACUGCUGCGGCCGUACGAUCCGCGCUGCAACCUCAGCGGGUUCUCGUACGCCGACCUGGAGCGCCAACGGGGCCACGAGAUUGCGUGGUACCAUGCACAGUUCUACUGCGGCUGGGGUGAUGCGAGCCAGCCGCACAUGUAUGCGACCAUGGUCGGCCUGGGUCCGCCCGGUAGUGGACUGGGUGGUGCAGGCGGGCCAGCGGGCCUCCCGCCUCAAGCUCACCUUCCGGGCCCGAUUGUGUGGCCGGCGCAUCGCGUGGUUAUGGGCCUCGUGACGAACCCGGCCAACGGCCCCGGGUUUGUGCCGCUGGACACGUCGGCGGAGGUCAUGAUGCAGCUGCAGGCAGCGACAUCGGCUGCGGCGGUGGCGUUUCCAGGCGUGCCGGGCAUCCGUGGCGGUUCCUUUGCGGGCGUGUCGGGCUGGGAGUACUUCAACUCGAUGCCGGGCGGUGAAGAGCGGCCAUGGGAGUGGGCCGAGUGGAUGUCGGCGAUCCUGGGGACGAAUGUGGAGGCAGACGGGCUGCCUGGCAAUAUGCAGACAGUGACGCCAGUGGGCGCAGCAAGCACGAAGGCACCAAGCACAGAGGCGAAUAUAGACGCUGGAGCAGCGACGGCAACGUCCAAGACGGCAUCGGCAGCAUCAUGGGAAGCCGAUCCCGAUAGUGAGGGUGGACCGGAUGCACCGGUUCCUGGGGCAUUCGAAUACACGACCGACACCGAGGAGUCCUGA
Messenger RNA from Sporothrix brasiliensis 5110, 1260 nucleotides. Its product is annotated as chitinase. Lineage: Eukaryota; Fungi; Ascomycota; Sordariomycetes; Ophiostomatales; Ophiostomataceae. The record is from RefSeq and is a predicted model, not a curated record. Bases 1 to 1260 code for a protein of 419 amino acids. The transcript has a single exon. Gene Ontology annotation, biological process: carbohydrate metabolic process.